AUGGUCAGUAACCAGGAAACAAUCGAAGCAGAAGAAUAUGCAACUCAUCUGAAACUACUCAAGGAUGAUCCAACUAGCCGUGAUCGAGACAAUCAACAGUAUAUAACGCCGAUCUUCACGGCUUCGCUUCGAGAUCAAAUCAAGCAGUUUGGAUUGAUAGCCGGACAUUCCAGCAUUCUUGCCAAUAGUGAAAAUCGGAAGGAUCCACGACUCUUCUAUAAUAUAGCUGCACCUUUCAGUACAUUUAUUUGUGGCUCUCAAGGAAGUGGGAAAUCCCAUACUCUGUCAUGCCUUCUGGAGAAUUGCCUCGCGAAAUCAUCCGUUAGUAAGGUGAAGAAACCUCUAUCGGCUUUAUUGUUUCACUAUGAUGCAUUUAUUGGCGAUGUAAAAGGAACCCCUUGCGAGGCUGCUUACCUUGCAAGCAACUCAGAUAUCAAAGUUCGAGUUCUAUGUCCUCCGACAAAUUUCAGAACUAUACGACGCACGUAUAGUGGUAUUAAGGGUGUUAAAAUUCAUGAACUCUGCAUUGACGAAACGGAUCUUACAACGCAAAGAAUGUUGAGCCUAAUGGCGGUCAAAACAUCAGAGGAAUUGCCGCUCUAUCUCCACACUAUCACCAGAAUCUUGCGGGUUCUGCGGAUUGCUCACCAGAUUAACGGAAAGCCUUUUCAUUACGGAGAAUUCAAGAAGCAACUUGAGGAUCUUCGGUUGACGACUGGCCAGGAAGGACCGCUCAUACAACGAUUGGAUACACUAGAAAGUUUUAUGCCAAUUGAACAGAGGAGCGCUAAGUCUUCUGCUCCUCUGAAAAGAGGUAAAGGAACAGAUUGGAGCAUAAAGGCCGGAGAACUUACUAUCGUUGAUCUUUCAUGUCCUUGUGUGACCGUUGAAGCUGCAUCAUCUCUGUUCAAUAUGUGUCUCUCAUUAUUUCUAGAAGAGAAAUCCAACAUAGGGAAAGUUGUUGCCCUUGAUGAGGCUCACAAAUAUAUGUCGAACAGUACAGGAGAUGCCUUGACCGGUAACUUAUUAUCCACAAUUCGUCUCCAACGUCAUUUAGGUACACGAAUUUUUAUUUCAACACAAGAGCCAACAAUUUCUCCCGCACUGAUUGAUUUAUGCUCCAUAACUAUUGUUCAUCGCUUUUCUAGUCCUGAAUGGCUCAAAUGUCUCCGUUCUCAUGUUGCCGCACUGCAUAAUUCAGGAUCCAAUUCUCAAGAUGAUGAGUCGAUGAGAAGAGAUGUAUUCAAGGAAAUUGUAGCAUUACGAGUGGGUGAAGCAUUAUUGUUCGCACCAGAAGCAAUGAUCUAUAAGGAUUGUGAUAGGAUCAGCUUACCAACUGGUGAUGAAUCUGUUGAUACGACUACAUUGAUCAACGACGAGAGUAGCAAUAAUGUAUCAGAGAAGAAAGAGGAGAAGGUCAUCGAAAGAGAUGAUGAGAAUGACGGACAAGCAUUGAGAAAGUUAGGAACAGAUUAUGUCAAGAUAAAGGUGAGAGCUAGGCUCACUAAUGAUGGGGGAAGGAGCGUUCUGGCAGCUUGA
Molecule: messenger RNA, 1539 nt
Organism: Botrytis porri
Lineage: Eukaryota; Fungi; Ascomycota; Leotiomycetes; Helotiales; Sclerotiniaceae
Exons: 5
Coding region: 1-1539 (512 amino acids)
Source: RefSeq, a predicted model, not a curated record